AUGAGGAAGAAGCUCGACACCCGCUUCCCCGCGCCUCGGAUUAAGAAGAUCAUGCAAGCAGAUGAAGAUGUCGGCAAGAUUGCUCUAGCUGUACCUGUUCUAGUUUCCAAAGCGUUGGAGCUAUUUUUGCAAGACUUAUGCGAUAGGACAUAUAACAUCACUGUUGAAAAAGGGGUCAAAACAGUGAGUUCAUCACAUCUGAAACAGUGCAUUCAUAGUUACGAUGUGUAUGAUUUUUUGAAGAACGUUUCUAGCAAAGUUCCAGAUUUGGGUGCACCUGAUUCUAGUGUUGAUGAUAAGCUUGGCAAAAGAAGGAAACAUGGUGAAGAUGAAAGCGAGGAGGAAUCGAAGCGGACAAGAAAUGAGGCAGCAUGCCACACAAGCAACGGCAGAGGGCGUGGGAGGGGACGUGGGAGAGGUCGCCGUGCUGGGCGUGGAGCUGAGAGGGAGAUUGAACACCAUGAAUUAGGUUGUGCCCAAUUUAGCAAACCAGGCCACCUGAAGGUAGAGAUUGGAGACGUUGUUCUGGACACAAGUGAAACCAAAGAGCAUACCCCUUUGAGCAAUGCCAGGGCCUCCUUAAGGAACAUUGACUUGAACUUAGAUCUUGCUGACUACGAGGAGGAUACAGUGGCGCCGCAAGUCCAGCCUUCAGCUCCUGUGGUGACCGUGGCACCGCAAGUCCAGACUUCAGGACCAUCGGUUUCACAGUUGAAAGAAGAAGUGGAGACCAAGGAUUUCCUGGGCUGGCAAAUGCCUGAGAUGAACAAGAUGGCCAUGGACCCGGUCCAGUUUGCGUUGUCGUCAAACCAUAGAUUAGAGGAGGACGAAGACUAUGACAAUGAAGAAUGA
Molecule: messenger RNA, 852 nt
Organism: Triticum turgidum subsp. durum (durum wheat)
Lineage: Eukaryota; Viridiplantae; Streptophyta; Magnoliopsida; Poales; Poaceae
Source: the annotation of a GenBank genome assembly